UAGUAUCACCGAACGUGAAGUUCCAUGUGGUUCAAGUACCCAUAGCCUGUUUCCCGUCUCUGUGCACGGUUUAUCAUGCGUGUCCCAAUAAGAUCGUCGCUGCGUAGCCGCGAUUCUUCAUCCACGUCGACCGAUCCGGACCCGAGGGAACGAAUCAAAGACUAUUGCCGCAAACUGGUCGCUUUCAUGUGCACCCAGGUGGGCGUCGGUGGACUCGUCGUCGGUUACGCAAUAAUCGGAGCGUUCGGUUUCCGGAUGAUCGAGUCUCAAGCACAGCUUCCGUCCACGGUCUGCGUCCGGGACUCGAUUAGGAAAGGAUACGCGGACAGGUUGUGGUAUAGCACGGCUAGCAAUCAGACGGUGAACGUGUUCAACAAAACGGCGUUUUAUCUGUUGUCGAAUGAGAUCCUCCGCAGCUACCAAGAGAACUUCACCAGCAGCUACAAGAAGGAGAAUUGCAGUGGUCUGUCGUCGGUCGAUCUAUGGUCUUUCCCGGCGGCGAUGAUGUUCUGCCUUUCCGUCUUCACGAUGAUCGGUUACGGGUCUUUGGUGCCCCAGACCGCUUGGGGGAAAGGUGUCACCGUCAUAUACGCGGUUUUGGGGAUUCCCCUGUACGUGCUGUACUUCCUGAAUAUGGGCAAAGUACUGGCGCAGACGUUCCGGUGGCUGUACACGUGGCUGCACGAGUGCACCGGCAAGAAGAAGCCUGGCCAGAGGAUUACCGUGCCUUCGACGGCCUGUCUCUGGGUGAUAUUCGGGUAUGUGCUAGGUGGUUCGAUCAUGUUCGCGGAGUGGGAAGGAUGGGACUACUUAGACAGUGCUUAUUUCUGCGUGACAUCGUUGUGUAAAAUUGGAAUGGGGGAUCUCGUGCCCGGUUGGACGCACGGUGACCUGACCACUGACAGCCAGACCAAGCUGAUAAUUAAUUUUGUUUAUUUACUGCUCGGCAUGGGACUCAUCGCGAUGUGCUACGACCUGAUGAAGGAAGACGUCUACGUGAAGGCGCGCGAACUGAAGGAGCAAUUCAUUCAAAUCGUCGACGCCGUGCAUUACCAAAUAGAAACUUGCUGUAAAUCGGAAAUGAUCGAUUGAAUGCGCUCCGUCGACCCUUCCGGCGAAUUUUAGACUGCAACUCGAAUUUUAAACCGACAAUUUUAGUGAACGCUAUUAUAGAUAUUUCUAUUUAUACCGAUACUAAUUUAAUUGAAUAAGCGUUGCAUUAAUCGGAAUAUCAACAUUUACGUGUAUUGUGGCAUAUUUGUAACCGCGUGGCUAGAUAAUAAAAAUGUUAAGAUUAAAUUAUCAGGUACAUUAAGUCAGGGAAUUACAGAAUCGAGUUAUAUCGUUUCGUAAAAUUUUGUGAUUCAUGGUUUCAUAAAUCAUCGAACUUAUUUAUUUCCGAAAAUCAAUUCUUUUGUAUGCAUUAAAAUGAUAGUACAGAAUGAUACUUUGUAUGAAAGUCUCACAUGAAAAGUAUCAGAAAAGCUGUAUACUAU
Molecule: messenger RNA, 1496 nt
Organism: Nomia melanderi (Alkali bee)
Lineage: Eukaryota; Metazoa; Arthropoda; Insecta; Hymenoptera; Halictidae
Product: TWiK family of potassium channels protein 18
Biological process (GO): potassium ion transmembrane transport; stabilization of membrane potential
Cellular component (GO): plasma membrane
Molecular function (GO): potassium ion leak channel activity; outward rectifier potassium channel activity
Source: RefSeq, a predicted model, not a curated record